Messenger RNA from Saccostrea cuccullata (small rock oyster), 2204 nucleotides. RefSeq lists its product as uncharacterized. The transcript has 7 exons. The record is from RefSeq and is a predicted model, not a curated record. Lineage: Eukaryota; Metazoa; Mollusca; Bivalvia; Ostreida; Ostreidae. Bases 51 to 1160 code for a protein of 369 amino acids.
UUGAACGACUGUGGUCAUAUCUUGGUGGCUUUUCCAAAAUCACGAAGGAGAUGACUCCAGAGAAUAGAAUAGACCUCCUUGUAGAUGGUCUUGUAAACUAUGGCAAAAAAAUUAAGGAAAACUUAGGUGAAAUGUUUCUGCGUAAAGACGCUCGGGCAAAGCAGAUCCUAGAGCAAAGUGAGGAUCUCCUCAACCAAAUCCUCAAUCCUUUUCCAGAAGUGACAACAGAUAGGGUCAAAGAAUGGUAUGAGGAAGAGAGGCAGCAGCAUCAAACAGUUCGCGAUAAAGAUGCUGGAUACACCUGGCAAGAGGAUUAUGUGAUGUUUAGAUCAGAACUGAGUAAUCUAAAAUUUGAAUGUGCCUUACAAUCGACAACCAAUGUUGACUUAGAAAUUAAGUACACCAAGGAAAUCAACAGACUUGAGAAGAAAAUUACUCUGAUAGAAAAAAAGUAUGGGGUUCAUUGGUCCCCAGAUGACCAAGCGUUCAAGGAUCAUUUGAGUUCGGCAAAGAACAAGAAAGAGAUGCUGCUCAUAAAUAUCAUGAAAAAAAUAAUGAACGAGCGAACUUAUCUUCUUCAGCUUGUUAAGAAGUACGCAAAGGGACAAAGCAUUGCAAAAAAACUAAAUAAACAGCUUUCCCAAGCUACAAAAGAGCUACAAAAGAGAAUUAAAGAGUACAAUUCCAUAUCUUGCCGAGACACCGUUACCUUGAAAGACCUACCAGCACUGUGCAAAGAAACCCACUCCUCCAACAAUGGUGAAAUGGAUGCAUUAAAGGCAGAGGCAGUAUCACUUUACUGUCUUAUAGAAAGGGCCAAGGAGGAGCGCUGCCUUGUUCUCUCGGAAUGCAAUGCUGCCAUUAACUGGAAUAUGUCUUUCCAUUCCAGCAUUGAUGAAUCAGUAAAUGCUGCAUUGGAGCCACUCAGAGCCUUCCUCAUCAAGGAGGCAAUAUUUUAUGAAUAUGCUAUUAAACAUCUACAUGCUGUGAGAGCCUUCCUAACUGGAGAUUCCUUGGAAAUGGAUUUUGACUUUAAAUAUUCCAGUGACUUGUCAGAUGCCUUCAAUGUUGAUGACCUCCUGCAAGAAAUUAAUAAUGAUGAUAUGGAACUAGAGGAAGUCGACAGCGAUUUUGAGGAACUUGAAGAUGACCUGGAUUAAAAAUGUACAAUGAGUGAAAUAAAUACAUAUAUUACACUCACAGACCAUUAUACACAAUGAGUUGUCUAAUCUUAAGAAAUAUUUCAAAAGAUCAUAAUAAAUGGCUUUUAAGAAAUGAUACUGACAAGUUUAUCAUAACUUAAAAAAUUCAUCAGCUAGUAUAUUUAAAAGGAAUGUAUUUAAUUAAGUGGAUUCAUAUAUAAUCUUUGUGAACAAUUUUACAUAAGGAAAUUUCUUAAUUGUAAGAUUAAUAUAUCCAUAUCAAAUAUUAACAUAUUGUUUUAUAUUAAACAUAAUACCAUAGACCCUUUCUUGCUAAAACCAUGCACUUUAUGGUGCAAGAUUUUUUGCACAGUUGUAAUAGUUUGGGGAAUACCUCAAUUAGUAGAGCACCUGACUAGAGAUACAGGGGUCCUGGGUUCGAAUCCAGGUCCAGCCGUAAAUUUUCUCCUUUCCUGUUACACAGUAUUUAGAAUUUCUCCACUUUCCAACUUUAAUAAAUCGAUCAUCUACCUUUCACCCCCAAUCUCCAUACACAUUUUUAAACUACUGGUAAUUUGUAUAUUUUAUCCUCAUAUCAACCCAUUAUAGACGCCUUUACAGGGAUAAACUGGCUUGAUUUGAAAUGUGUGAGGGGAUGCAGAAAAUUCUAAUUCAAGCAAGUAUAGGUAGAGACGACUUCUAAUAAAGGAUGGGAUGUGUAUAAAAUGUACAUAUUCAUUUAAAUAAUGUGUCUAGAGUUAUGGAGGGAAAGGUGAACGAUUUACAAAGGUUCAAGUGGAGAAAUUCUCCCAACAGUGCACAAAAAAUCUUGCGCCAUAAUUUGCACAAUAUUUGCAAUGUAGCGUUAUGGUCAAACUAAGAUAUAAAUUACAGUACUACAGGUAACUUGAUGUUGGCACCUUUCAUGCUCAUUUUUUGUGUAUAUUAUGACUACUCAAUUCAUGACAGAAAAUAUUAUUCCAAUUCUGCUAUUCUUACCUGGAAUCUACAUAUUGCAGCAUAAAUUCUAAAUUUUUAAGCCCAUAUAAUCCAAGUUGGGGG